Messenger RNA from Drosophila takahashii, 510 nucleotides. RefSeq lists its product as uncharacterized. The record is from RefSeq and is a predicted model, not a curated record. Lineage: Eukaryota; Metazoa; Arthropoda; Insecta; Diptera; Drosophilidae.
GCCCGAAGCUCCGACAGCAAAGACAGUUCGCCUCAGACCUCCAACGAAUCCGUUUGCCAAGCUGGAAUCAGCGCCAUGGAUAACUUCAAGUACGCGGUCGAGUUUGCCCACGAUGAGAAUCUGCUGAAGAGUCAUGGGAAUGUGUCCCACCUGUCGGAAUUCCUGGCCUUGCUCACCCUAAAGUCAUCCGGAGAACCCAAUGAAGACUUCCAUACUUUACACGAUAAACUACAGCAGCUCAAACGUGAGGCGGACCUACUAGACAAGAAUAUUAAUUCACCCGACUAUUACACCAAGAAGGAGGAAUUAAUCUUCAAGGUCGUGUGCGAAAUUAAGGGUAUUGACCAUGACGAGUGGCUUAGAGAUGAAAAGGGAUUCGUGGACGCCGUCUCACUUGGCAAUUUUCUAGAGGACGAAUUUAUCUGCGAUGGCGUUUGACAAAUCACCCCUUGACUUUAAGCAUAUAGAUCGAAGCUUUUGUUUAUUUUAAUAAACAUAUAUAUUUUGGAA